AUGGCGACCAAUGAAGCAUACGCGAAUCGAACAUCGGAGACUCUUCGUGACGUAGUGGCCGACAUCAUCUUUCUGCUCAAACAAGCCGGUCAGACAGUGGCAGUGGCCGAGUCGCUCACGGCAGGCAGUGUCAUGGCUGCCAUCACCUCGGUCGGCGGCGCGAGCUCAGUCUUCCGCGGCGGCGUCGUAUCCUAUGCAACGGACCUCAAGCGACGACUCCUCAAUGUCGAUGGCAGCCUAAUUGACCGGGAAGGAGUGAUUCAUGGUGAAGUCGCGAGACAAAUGGCCAUUGGUGCACGCAAAAUUGCGACCACGGACACCGCGCAGCCCACAUCUUGGGGUGUCAGCACCACAGGUGUCGCUGGUCCCGAUUUGCAGGAUGGCAAGGCGGUUGGGACUGUGUUUAUUGGCAUCGCCUCGCAACACCAGACUUGGGCUCUUGGUCCAUUCAACUUUCCAGGUGAUCGGGAACAGAUCCGUCAAGCCACGGUUCUCGAAGCGCUUAGUCAACUCAGAGAGCUUCUUCGCACGCAGCGCGCCGAUGUGCAGCUUUAG
This is a messenger RNA of Microdochium trichocladiopsis, 555 nucleotides long. RefSeq lists its product as uncharacterized. The record is from RefSeq and is a predicted model, not a curated record. Bases 1 to 555 code for a protein of 184 amino acids. Lineage: Eukaryota; Fungi; Ascomycota; Sordariomycetes; Xylariales; Microdochiaceae. The transcript has a single exon.